Molecule: messenger RNA, 1673 nt
Organism: Daucus carota subsp. sativus
Lineage: Eukaryota; Viridiplantae; Streptophyta; Magnoliopsida; Apiales; Apiaceae
Product: flap endonuclease 1
Exons: 17
Coding region: 133-1389 (418 amino acids)
Molecular function (GO): 5'-3' exonuclease activity; 5'-flap endonuclease activity; DNA binding
Source: RefSeq, a predicted model, not a curated record
CUCUGUUCGAACCGGGGAUAAAAAAGAACUGACCUGAUUGCUGUCCGAGCGAAGAGGCGGGAAAUAGACAAAACCCUAGACCUUAACAUCCCAUCUUCUCUUGAAUUCAUCUGAAUUUCACUCGAAUAUCAAAUGGGUAUCAAGGGUUUAACAAAGCUUCUUGCUGAUAAUGCUCCAAAUGCCAUGAAAGAACAGAAAUUUGAGAGCUAUUUUGGCCGUAAAAUUGCUAUUGAUGCUAGCAUGAGCAUUUACCAGUUUCUUAUUGUUGUCGGACGAACCGGGACCGAGAUGCUUACAAAUGAGGCUGGUGAAGUUACUAGUCAUUUGCAGGGAAUGUUUAGUCGCACUAUUAGACUUUUGGAAGCUGGAUUAAAGCCAGUUUAUGUGUUUGACGGAAAGCCUCCGCUGCUAAAAAGCCAAGAGCUUGCAAAACGUUAUUCAAGGAGGGCGGAUGCAACUGAGGAUUUGAACAAGGCCAUAGAGUCUGGAAAUCAGGAGGAAAUAGAGAAGUUCAGUAAAAGAACUGUGAAGGUGACAAAGCAACACAAUGAUGACUGCAAAAAGCUUCUUAGACUUAUGGGAGUUCCAGUGAUUGAGGCUCCUUCCGAAGCUGAGGCACAGUGCGCUGCACUUUGCAAAUCAGACAAGGUUUAUGCUGUGGCCUCCGAAGAUAUGGAUUCACUGACAUUUGGAGCUCCUAAGUUUCUUCGCCAUUUGAUGGAUCCUAGCUCAAGGAAAAUCCCAGUAAUGGAGUUUGAUGUUUCAAAGGUUUUGGAAGAGUUGAAUCUUACCAUGGACCAGUUUAUCGAUUUGUGCAUCCUCUCUGGCUGUGACUAUUGUGACAGUAUUCGAGGUAUUGGUGGUCUGACUGCUCUGAAGCUCAUCCGACAACAUGGUUCAAUAGAGAGUAUAUUGGAGAAUUUAAACAAAGAAAGGUACCAAGUACCUGAUGAUUGGCCUUAUCAAGAGGCCCGGCGUCUUUUCAAAGAACCAUCGGUUCUUUCUGAUGAAGAGCAACUUGAUCUUAAAUGGAGUGCUCCAGAUGAAGAUGGGUUGAUUAACUUCCUCGUGAAUGAAAAUGGGUUCAACAGUGACAGAGUAACGAAAGCAGUAGAAAAAAUCAAAGCAGCUAAGAACAAGUCUGCACAAGGCCGGCUAGAAUCUUUUUUUAAACCGAUGAGUAAACCCUCUGUUCCUAUUAAAAGAAAGGGAACAAAAUGCAUUCUUGGAUCUCCAAAGUUCUCAAAUGAGCUUAAGCUUUUAUCUUUGCAAACAUCUAUGAAGGGCACACCCACUGUCUUGGGUUGCUUAAGCCUGCCAAAUCCAUCUAUGAGUUUCAAGAAACCUAUGAUGUUUUCCCGUGGUCUCUGCUUCAGCGUGUUAAGCUGAAAACCUGGUGAACCUUCAGCUGAGCGUUGUACUAGCAGUUUUUCAUAAAUUAUUGAAUCCAAUGAUCAACAGUUGUGUAAUCCUGUUUUUUGCCUUCUGAACCAACAGUGUAUACGGCUUAUGCCUUAUAUUUUAUGUGUCAGUAAUAUGAGCACUAUGGUAUAAUACCCAUGAGAAAAAGUGCUCGUUUUGUAUAAUUAUGUAUCCUGUCAUUUAAGAAUACCAUUCUGCGGAGCGAACAUCUAUCGAAUUUGUUAUAUCCAGAAAAUCUCUAUUAUCAUGUA